CCGUCCGAUCGAAUUCCACGUCAUCAAUCCGCAUGAUUCCUCUUUUCAACGGCUCAGAUCAAGUUGCAGAGCUACUGGUACAACGAACGAAGAAGCUCCUCUCUUCCCUUCUUUCUUCCUCUCCAAUUUCUGACUUCAAUUUCUUUUCCUGGAAAAAUAUAUUUUCUCGAGAAAGUUUCUAUACUUCCCUUUGACUUUGUUUUGCCUUUGAACAUCAAAAUCAUGGAGCAAGAAGGAGAAAUUUUCGAAGAGGAGAAGGAAAUUAGAGUUUUCAGUGCAGAAAAAACAGACGACGACUGUGAAACAGAGGAAGGUGUAGAAUCUAAAGAGGAAGAGGAAGAAGAAGAUGGCGACGAGGACGACGACGGUGACGAAGAUGACGACGACGAAGACGACGAAGAAGAUGAUGAGGGGGGCGAGGACGACGAAGACGACGAGGUUCAGGUCUUACAAUCCUCCAGAGGGCCACCGGUUCAGUCGGCGGAUGACGACGAGGACGACGAGGACGAGGAUGACGAUGAAGAUGACGAUGGUGAAGGCGGCGACGACGAUGACGACGACGACGACGACGACGAGGAAAACGAUGACGAGGAUGAAGACGGUGAAGAAGAGGAUAUGGGAACGGAAUACCUGGUUCAACCAGUAGGUCGCGCUGAAGACGAGGAGGAUGCCAGUGAUUUUGAACCAGAAGAGAAUGGUGAAGAUGAAGAUGCUGAUGAGGAAGAUGAAGAUGAUGAUGAUGAGGGUGCUGGGAAGGUUGAGGCUCUAUUGAAGAGGAAGAGAUCAGAUAAAGAUGACUCAGAUGACUCAGAUGAUGAUGGUGAUGGUGGAGAGGAUGAUGAGAGACCAUCCAAGAGAUAGGGCUGGGGCCCAUCUUGGAAUGAGGACUGACCAUUAAAGUAUGGGUCAAUCUCUUUAUCCCCCAAUCUUGAACCAUGUCAUCUUUGUAGAAAGAAGAAGGAUAGGGAUGGUUUUGGUAUUUACAUGUUUUGAAUCCUGUAUCAUCAAUUGGUAGUACUUUUAGGAUUAUAUGUUUAAUUUGGUAAUGCAUAGUUCUGUGGGAGUGGGUGGGUUUGAAUAACUAUUUAAAACUGUUGGUUUUAGACAUUGUUUUUUGUAAGUUAUGAUCUGUAGCCUUUGAAUACUCCAAAAUCUUUAGGGUCGAUUGCAGUUGCAGGUUUCA
Messenger RNA from Manihot esculenta (cassava), 1183 nucleotides. Its product is annotated as prostatic spermine-binding protein. The record is from RefSeq and is a predicted model, not a curated record. Bases 223 to 861 code for a protein of 212 amino acids. NCBI's taxonomy places the organism in Eukaryota, Viridiplantae, Streptophyta, Magnoliopsida, Malpighiales, Euphorbiaceae. The transcript has 2 exons.